AUGGCUCCAACUUCGAGGAAACAAACACAUUGCGCGGCUGUCGAUCGACCGUUGGGCCGCGUGGGUGUCAACAGUUCAGAUACUCAGGACACUCAGCUCCACCCUGACAGCGAAUGCUCUGCCACAGAGGAGCCCACAACUACGAUUGUGCAUGCCUUGGCCAAGUUUCAAGCGAUUCUGAAUUGCAAACUCGAUGACUUCGACACCUACAACGACUUCUAUCUUGCUUUCAACAAAGCGGUCAACGAAUUCGAGGCCUUACCGGGCUCUGAGAAGCUCCACGAACAAAUCAAAUUUCUCAUGUUCGCCUCAAACCUCGGCCCUUGGUUUAGACCAUGGAUCAACUUCUUGUCCGAGUCCCGCAACCUCGUCGGAAUCGGCUCUAAGAAGGGAGAGAGGGUCGGAUUCCACCAAUUCGACAGAGAAAUCCGCAACUACGGCCUAAACGCCGCCCGACACAAGUUCUGGGAGAAGAGGAUCCAGUGGCGAAGUCAUGGGAGACUCGAGAUUAUUGACAGCACCGGCUGGAUCCCCAAGUGGCUGCCCACUGAUGCCAAUGCCGAGUUGAGAGUGUACCCAUCCCGAGCCCCUUUCACGCCAUACAUAAUCCGCAAGGGUCUGUUUCUUGAUGCAUCGGAAAAGUUCAAAGACUUGAUAGAGGGAGACCGGCUCUCACUUGCAUACCAGCCUCGAGUCGUCCACGUGUUCGUGGUGUGGCUGCGGUACGAGACGCUCCUCGACCCCGGGCGUACGCUCGAUGCCGGCACGUAUCUGGACGUCCAUCUCCCGCCCGACUUCAUCUACGACGCCCUGACCGACCGGGAUCUCGCCGAUCUCUUCAUCUUUGCCUCGUUUCACGACAUCCGUACGUUGCGGAACGAUGUAAUGACCCAGUUGAUCCUCCAGCACUAUGUUUACGACGACAUUGUUUCCUGUGACAUUAUCACCCGCGUCCAAAACGCCUUGUUGCAGCGGAAGAACCAUUUCGUCGAUUUCGCCAUUACGGACCUGGCACGACUGUCGUGGGACGAUCCGGACAUGCUGCCAGAUGAACUUGGGACGCUCGAUCGCAAGCUGCUCGCAGACUUGGUCGGCCACUCCGCUUUUUUCGCAAGGGCCGCCACAACAGACGGAGUAGCGUUCUCGUCGGCGGAGAAGGUCUGUUUCUUUCACGAUCACCUCGAGGGCGGGUUGCGGAAAUGUCGCAGGAAACAGAGGCGGCUGGGGCUACCUUGCAUGUUCGAAGACGAAUAA
Zasmidium cellare ATCC 36951 is the source of this 1254-nucleotide messenger RNA. RefSeq lists its product as uncharacterized. Bases 1 to 1254 code for a protein of 417 amino acids. The transcript has 2 exons. NCBI's taxonomy places the organism in Eukaryota, Fungi, Ascomycota, Dothideomycetes, Mycosphaerellales, Mycosphaerellaceae. The record is from RefSeq and is a predicted model, not a curated record.